Penicillium canariense is the source of this 765-nucleotide messenger RNA. RefSeq lists its product as uncharacterized. The coding region runs from base 1 to 765 and encodes 254 amino acids. The transcript is spliced from 5 exons. NCBI's taxonomy places the organism in Eukaryota, Fungi, Ascomycota, Eurotiomycetes, Eurotiales, Aspergillaceae. Gene Ontology annotation, cellular component: plasma membrane. Gene Ontology annotation, molecular function: acetate transmembrane transporter activity. The record is from RefSeq and is a predicted model, not a curated record.
AUGCGCGAACCGGCCCUUACUCAUGUUGCUAGCCAGCAAUCCACUUCGAGAGCCGGUAUACAGCCGCAACUAUACAAUGGCAAGUGUAGAGCAAAGUUGGCGAACUCUCUUGCGUUGGGACUCUUGGGGUUUACCCUCUCCGUUGCAACUUUUGCGGUUGUCUUGAUGGGCUGGGGUGGAGCCUCGUCCUUUUCAAGCGUUGUUGGAAUAUUCUUCUUUACCGGGCCAGUUCUCCUUCUCCUCUCAACAAUCUUUGAGUGGGUACUUGGGAACUUCUUUAACAUGAUGCUUUGCGGUUUCUUCUGUGUAUUUUGGUGCUCUCUUGGCCUCCUUGAAUUGCCAACUGCCGAUAUUGCGUCGUCAUAUUCACCGACGGGCAAUGCACUUGAGGGUGCAUUAACACCCGACUAUAAUGCGGGUAUAGCGCUAUAUAUCUCUGUGUUGGCGUUCGGAGUUUUUACUUUCUUCAUUGCGACUCUCAAAACGAAUGCCGUGCUUGCAACUCUCUUUGCCGAUGCAACAGCUGCACUCUUCAUCCUCUCCGCAUCUUAUUGGAGGGUCAGCGUCGGAAAUAUUCCUUCCGCACUGCAUCUCAAACAUGUUUCUGGAGGACUCUUUUUCGUUGUGGCCUUCCUGGCAUGGUAUUUGACAUGUGCACUCAUGGUUGCAGAAAUGGGCUUCCCGUUUAAUCUCCCAGUUUUUGACUUGGCUCCCUAUUGGCCUCAACCUGCCUCGGAUUUGGAGGAAGCAGAAGCAAACUGCUGA